Molecule: messenger RNA, 1248 nt
Organism: Gossypium raimondii (Peruvian cotton)
Lineage: Eukaryota; Viridiplantae; Streptophyta; Magnoliopsida; Malvales; Malvaceae
Product: 26S proteasome non-ATPase regulatory subunit 14 homolog
Exons: 6
Coding region: 103-1041 (312 amino acids)
Biological process (GO): proteasome-mediated ubiquitin-dependent protein catabolic process; protein deubiquitination
Cellular component (GO): proteasome regulatory particle, lid subcomplex
Molecular function (GO): protein binding; metallopeptidase activity; proteasome binding
Source: RefSeq, a predicted model, not a curated record
AGGAUUUACAGAGAGCUGCAAACCGAAAGGGACAGAAAAAAAUCAGAGAAAUUCUCACUUGUCUUGCUACCAAAGAAAAGUUCCCAAAAACUCCGAUCGACGAUGUCCGGUAUGGAACGAUUGCACAGGAUGUUCGCCGGCGCUGGUGGUGCGUUGGGUCACCCGCCGCCGGAUUCGCCGACUCUCGAUUCGUCGGAGCAGGUCUACAUCUCCUCUUUGGCCCUCCUCAAAAUGCUCAAGCACGGAAGAGCUGGAGUUCCCAUGGAAGUUAUGGGUUUGAUGUUGGGAGAGUUUGUCGAUGAGUACACCGUACGUGUUGUGGAUGUCUUUGCAAUGCCACAGAGUGGUACUGGUGUCAGUGUUGAAGCUGUGGAUCAUGUUUUCCAAACAAAUAUGCUUGAUAUGCUCAAACAAACUGGAAGACCAGAGAUGGUGGUGGGUUGGUACCAUUCACAUCCUGGAUUUGGCUGCUGGCUUUCUGGUGUUGACAUAAACACACAGCAGAGUUUUGAAGCUUUGAACCAAAGGGCUGUAGCAGUGGUGGUGGACCCAAUUCAGAGUGUUAAAGGGAAAGUGGUGAUCGAUGCAUUCCGCUUGAUCAACCCACAAACCAUGAUGCUUGGCCAAGAACCACGUCAGACAACAUCUAAUCUCGGGCAUCUUAAUAAGCCAUCUAUUCAAGCAUUAAUACAUGGGCUAAACAGACAUUACUACUCCAUAGCCAUUAACUACCGGAAGAAUGAACUCGAGGAAAAGAUGCUGUUGAAUCUUCACAAGAAGAAGUGGACAGAUGGACUGACACUUAGACGUUUCGAUACUCAUUCCAAAACUAAUGAGCAGACUGUUCAGGAAAUGCUGAAUUUAGCUAUAAAAUACAAUAAGGCAGUGCAGGAGGAAGAUGAAUUACCUCCUGAGAAGCUGGCGAUCGCAAAUGUCGGCCGACAAGAUGCCAAGAAGCACUUAGAGGAACAUGUCUCGAACUUGAUGUCGUCAAACAUAGUUCAGACAUUGGGAACUAUGCUCGACACGGUGGUGUUCUAAAACUCUUUUAGCACCUGUAUACUCUUUUUUCAUAUUCAGGAACUAUCAUAGCUUGUUGGUCAAAAACUGCCAUUGUAUUGUGAAAUUUGAAAGGGACUAUCAUGUUGUCUCAUUAAUCUCUCUGUUAUCCCCUCUGAUGUGUAAGUGGGAUUGUGAAGAUGUUUAACUUUUGUUACUUGCCUUCUGAUAGUUUUCUGAGAUUCUUCA